Molecule: messenger RNA, 6622 nt
Organism: Aspergillus costaricaensis CBS 115574
Lineage: Eukaryota; Fungi; Ascomycota; Eurotiomycetes; Eurotiales; Aspergillaceae
Product: DNA-directed RNA polymerase III largest subunit
Exons: 6
Coding region: 1-6501 (2166 amino acids)
Biological process (GO): DNA-templated transcription
Molecular function (GO): DNA-directed RNA polymerase activity; GTP binding; GTPase activity
Source: RefSeq, a predicted model, not a curated record
AUGGCUUCCGCAUACUAUCUCGUCCAAGCAAUUCAUUCCCAUGCAAUUGCAGACCUCCAGAUGCGAGGAUGCCUGCAGUUAGCCAGGUGGCUGCGCGCAGCACCGAAAUGUCCUGCUGCAAGCCUUCUCAAGCCGCCGUCCGGCCUUGCUAAUCCAGCCCGGUUUUUCACGACUUCCGCCGCAUGCUGGGCAUCGCGCGGCAGGGCACCGGCCAGCCAGCCAGCCUCCGACCUUGAAUCAAGAAUCGCAGCUAUCCCGAUCGACCGAUACCGUAACUUUUGCAUUGUCGCCCACGUCGACCAUGGCAAAAGUACCCUCUCCGAUCGGCUGUUGGAACUUACCGGAACCAUCCAGCCUGGUAUGAACAAGCAGGUCCUGGACAAGCUUGACGUCGAGCGUGAACGGGGUAUCACGGUGAAGGCACAGACAUGUACAAUGAUUUACAACCAUAAUGGCGAGGACUAUCUGUUGCAUCUGGUGGAUACCCCGGGGCAUGUGGACUUCCGUGCGGAGGUUUCGCGCAGUUAUGCCAGUUGCGGAGGAGCGUUGCUGCUAGUCGAUGCCAGUCAAGGUAUCCAGGCUCAGACAGUCGCCAACUUCUACCUCGCGUUCUCUCAGGGCCUGGAGCUGAUUCCCGUCAUCAACAAGGUGGACCUGCCGUCCGCUGACCCGGACCGUGCUCUUGACCAAAUGGAACAGUCCUUUGAGCUUGACACGGAAAGUGCAGUAUUGGUAUCAGCCAAGACCGGUCUAAAUGUACAUCAAUUACUUCCUACUGUGGUUGAGAAGAUUCCGGCACCGGUGGGAGAUGUUAACAACCCCCUACGGAUGCUCCUCGUUGAUUCCUGGUAUGAUUCGUACCGAGGUGUCAUCUGCUUGGUCCGCGUUUUCGACGGUGAAAUCCGGGCAGGAGACCAGCUUGUGUCGUUCGCGACUGGAAUCAAAUACUUCGUGGGUGAGGUCGGCAUUAUGUAUCCCAAUGAGACUGCCCAGUCGGUCCUUCGCGCUGGCCAGGUCGGCUACAUCUUCUUCAACCCCGGUAUGAAGCGAAGCAAGGAAGCCAAGAUCGGUGACACCUACACGAAGGUUGGGUUUGAAAAGGUUGUCGAGCCGCUUCCGGGCUUCGAAGAGCCCAAGGCAAUGGUUUUCGUGGCCGCCUAUCCCGUGGACGCGGAUCACUUUGAGCACUUGGAAGAUAGUAUUAACCAACUUUGCCUGAACGACCGGAGUAUUACUGUGCAAAAGGAAUCGUCUCAUGCUCUUGGAGCAGGUUUCCGGUUAGGCUUCUUGGGAACACUGCAUUGCUCUGUCUUUGAGGACCGUCUGCGCCAGGAGCACGGUGCCAGUAUCAUCAUUACUCCUCCUUCCGUUCCCGUGAAACUUAUCUGGAAAGACGGCAGGGAAGAGAUUAUCUCCAACCCCGCCAAGUUCCCGGAGGAUGAAGAGUUGCGCGGUAAGAUAUCCGAAAUUCAGGAGCCUUAUGUCGUCGCUACUUUGACCCUCCCCGAUGAGUAUCUCGGAAAGGUCAUCGAGCUCUGCGAAUCCAACCGAGGCGUGCAGAAGAGCCUUGAGUACUUCACAUCGACUCAGGUCAUUCUCAAGUAUGAUCUGCCCCUUGCGCAGCUGGUCGACGACUUCUUCGGAAAGCUCAAGGGCUCUACUAAGGGCUACGCCACCCUUGAUUACGAGGAAUCGGCGUGGCAAACAAGCAACAUCGUCAAGUUACAACUUCUGGUGAACAAGGCGCCAGUAGAUGCGGUCGCAAGGCUCGUGCAUUACAGCCAAGUAGAGCGAUUGGGCAGACAAUGGGUGACCAAGUUCAAGCAGCACGUUGACCGACAGCUCUUCGAGAUCGUUAUCCAAGCAGCUGUUGGCCGCAAGGUUGUGGCGCGUGAGACCGUCAAGCCGUAUCGGAAGGAUGUCCUCGCGAAGCUGCAUGCCAGUGAUGUCAGUCGGCGCAGGAAGCUCUUGGAGAAGCAGAAGGAGGGACAAAAGUUCGUCGCCGACCCCGCCGCCGCGGUCGUCUGCAAUUUCUCCCCCUCCCGCGGUCGCUUUCUCCUGCUGGCUUUCCUUCCUCCAGAUCCACAAGCUGCAGUGCUGCAGGGUGCAAUACUGAUCAUCAUUUGUCUGGGCGACCUUCUUGCUCGUCGUACGCCUCCAGAAGGUGUGCAGGUCGACCUGGGCAAGGCCCAGGUCAUUGACCGCGUUCCCAAGGUUAUCAAGGAGUUGAAGUUUGGUGUUCUGUCCAACGAUGACAUUGUCAGCCAAGGUGUGGUGGAAGUUUCGGAUCGCAAGUUCUUCGAUCUCGACCACGAUCGAGCGGUGGUAGCCAAUGGUCCUCUCGAUGCGCGCAUGGGUAUUUCCAACAAGACCUCAUCAUGUCAGACUUGUGGUGGCGCCCUCCAAGUUUGCAAUGGACACUUCGGUCACGUCAGGCUCGUGUUGCCUGCUUUCCACGUCGGUUAUUUCAAGCGAGUCAUCACUAUACUGCAGGAAGUUUGCAAGGAAUGUUCGCGCAUUCUGCUCCCCGAAGCCGAUCGCCGUGCCUACCUUCGUGAAAUGCGUCGUCCUGGGUUGGAUAAUUUGCGGCGCGGCCAGAUUGCGAAGCGGAUUAACGAGCGGUGUCGCAAGACACGCAACUGCGAGGCCUGUGGUGCGGUUAACGGUGUGGUGAAGAAAGCUGGAACGAGCGCCCUCAAAAUCACUCACGACAAAUUCCGUGCAUUCAACGCCUCGACGUCCGUCAAGAAAGUUCCGCCGCCUAGCAAGAUUGUUUUCGAUAGGUCAUUCGACGAAGCCAGAACGUCCAACGCGGAGGUUGAGAAACAUUACAAGAAGGCCCAGGAUGAUAUGAACGCUCUCCGCGUGCUGAACCUGUUCAAGAAGAUUUCCGAUACCGAUUGUGAGCUCUUGGGUCUAAACCCGAAAGAAGCAAGGCCGGAAAUGUUCCUCUGGCAGUUCAUCCCCGCUCCUCCGGUGUGUAUUCGUCCUUCCGUCGGUCAGGAUGCGGCGUCCACCGAGGAUGAUUUGACAGCCAAGCUGGGCGACAUCGUCCAGAGCAAUAUCAACCUGAAGAACGCAUUGUUGAAGGGUGCGCCGGUACAGACAAUCAUGGAGUGCUGGGACUACAUGCAGCUACAGAUCGCUGUGUAUAUCAACAGCGAUGUGCCAGGUCUGAACAAGGCAGACCUUGGAAAGCCCAUUCGUGGUUUUGUGCAGCGUUUGAAGGGUAAGCAGGGUCGAUUCCGUGGUAACUUGUCCGGAAAGCGUGUGGAUUUCUCAGGCCGUACUGUCAUUUCCCCCGAUCCUAACCUGCGGGUCGACGAGGUUGCGGUCCCUGAGUUGGUGGCCAAGAACAUGACCUAUCCCGAAGUUGUUACUCGGUACAAUAAAGAGAAGCUACAGCAGAGAGUCCGAAACGGCACGAAGAAGUGGCCGGGUGCAAACUACAUCAUGAAGAAGGGCCAGACAUUCAAGCUCUUCCUUAAGUAUGGUAACCUGAACAUGAUUGCCGACCAACUGCAGGAGGGCGAUGUUAUUGAACGUCACAUCGAGGACGGUGAUAUUGUUCUUUUCAACCGACAGCCCUCUCUGCACAAGCUCAGUAUUCUGUCUCACUUUGCCAAAGUCCGUCCUCACCGGACGUUCCGAUUGAACGAGUGUGUCUGUAACCCUUACAACGCGGAUUUCGACGGAGACGAGAUGAACCUGCACGUGCCUCAGACGGAGGAGGCGAGAGCUGAAGCGAUGGAACUGAUGGGAGUUAAGAAUAACUUGGCUACGCCCAAGAACGGAGAGCCGAUUAUUUCUGCCAUUCAAGAUUUCAUUAGUGCUGCCUACAUUCUCAGUAGCAAGGACAACUUCUUCGACCGCCGCUCGUUCACCCAGAUUUGCCUGUACAUGCUGGGUCCGCAGACACGCUUCGACCUCCCCCCUCCUGCCGUGCUUAAGCCUCAGAUGUUGUGGACCGGAAAGCAGGUUUUCAACAUUCUCAUGCGGCCGAACAAGGACGACCCUGUUUUGGUCAACCUGGAUGCUGCAUGCAGAGAGUUCAAGGCACCCAAGGAUGGUAGACCACGCGAUCUAGACCCGAAGGAUGCCUGGCUCGUCAUCCGAAACUCUGAGGUGAUGUGUGGUGUGAUGGAUAAGUCCACCAUUGGUUCCGGAAAGAAAGACAACGUCUUCUAUAUUAUGCUGAGAGAUUACGGGCCGGUGGCGGCUGCUGAGGGUAUGAACCGCUUGUCCAGGCUCUCAGCCCGCUGGUUUACGAACAUGGGAUUCUCGAUCGGUAUUACCGACGUAUAUCCCAGCGAAAAGCUCUUACGUUCGAAGCAUAACCUCGUCGAAACGGCCUACGCACAGUGUGACGAAGUCAUUGCCAAGUACAAGGCAGGCACGCUGGAGAAAUAUCCUGGUUGUGACGAAUUGCAAACCAUGGAGAACCAAUUGUCCGGUAUUCUCAGUAAGGUCCGUCAGCAGGCAGGUGACGAGUGUAUUGCUCAACUGAGCAAGUACAACUCGCCCCUAAUCAUGGCCACGUCUGGAUCCAAGGGUUCCAGUAUCAACGUGUCCCAGAUGGUUGCCCUGGUCGGACAGCAGAUUAUCGGUGGUCAGCGUGUGCAGGACGGCUUCCAGGACCGUACCCUGCCGCACUUCCCCAAGAACGCUCGCCAGCCCCCGUCCAAGGGUUUCGUCCGGAACAGUUUCUUCUCCGGACUCGAGCCCACGGAGUUCAUCUUCCACGCCAUGUCCGGUCGUGAAGGUCUGGUCGAUACGGCUGUCAAGACUGCCGAGACGGGUUACAUGUCUCGUCGGUUGAUGAAGUCGCUCGAAGAUCUCUCGACCAGAUAUGAUGAUACCGUGCGUAACUCGUCGGCGGCCAUUGUCCAGUUCCAGUAUGGUGAUGAUAAGCUUGAUCCCUUGGAUAUGGAGGGUAAGGCCAAGCCUGUCCACUUCGACCGGACUUUCAUUCACGCCGAAUCCACGACUUACAAGAACGACGAGCGGAGUUUGCUUCCGGCUGAGAUUAUGGAGAUCUGCGAGGAGAUGCUUUCGAAGGAGCGCUCCAAGCUGGUGCGGAAGGAUCUGAUGGGCAACGAGCUCGGCUACAUGGAUCGGUCUGACCAUGGUAUUGAUCAGUUCGAGAGUGCUCGUGACUUCCUCGAGUCUAUCCAGCAAUACGUCGCUACGAAGGCUGACAAGCUAAUUUCCCGCGGUGGUGACAUCGACCCCAACGACGAGAGAAGUCAGAAGGGUCUCAACCACACCGGCAAGCUGACCGAGCGGACACUCCGCACUUUCAUCUCCUCAUGUUUGAUGAAGUACAAGAAGGCCCAGGUCGAGGCCGGCCACGCCGUCGGUGCAGUUGGUGCACAGUCCAUUGGCGAGCCUGGUACGCAGAUGACGCUGAAGACUUUCCACUUUGCUGGUGUCGCUGGUAUGAGUAUCACGCAGGGUGUACCCCGUAUUAAGGAAAUUAUCAACGCGUCGAAGGAGAUCAGUACGCCUGUCGUUGCUUGCGAGCUCGUCACGAAGGACAACAUCAUCGCGGCGCGGAUCGUCAAGGGACGUAUCGAGAAGACCUACUUGCGAGACAUUAUCCACUAUGUCCGUGAGACAUGGACGGGCAAGGAAGCCUACAUCACGGUGAAGAUCAACUGGAAGACAAUUCAAGACUUGGCGCUGGAGCUGAAGAUCGAGAACAUCUUGUCGGCGAUCAAGAACCACAAGCGGUUCAAGGCGGACGAUCUGAAGUUCCGCUGCUCACGGUCCCACAUUCACGUCUACAUGGACGUGGACCCGUCCACCAAGGCCAACCUGUCUAAGACGGAGAUCGCCCACACCAGUUCCGAUCCUUUCCUCCGUCUGAAGCACCUGAAGCGCAUGCUUCCCGACAUCCAAGUCCUGGGUCACCCCCAGGCCUUCCGUGCCAUCAUCCGAACCGACGAGACGUCUACCACCAACACGCUUCUGGUAGAAGGCUACGGUCUUCGGGAGUGUAUGACGACGAUGGGUGUGGACGGACUGCGCACGUCAACCAAUAACGUGAUGGAGAUGCGGGACGUUCUCGGUAUCGAGGCAGCGCGGACGACCAUCGUGCAGGAAAUCAGCGAGGUCAUGAAGGACAUGGACAUUGAUCCGCGACACAUGCAGCUGCUGGCCGAUGUCAUGACCUACAAGGGUGAAGUGCUGGGUAUCACGCGAUUCGGUCUCGCGAAGAUGCGUGACUCCGUGCUGCAGCUGGCGUCGUUCGAAAAGACGGCAGACCAUCUGUUCGACGCUGGUGGCGCGGGUCGCAGCGAUCUCAUCGAAGGUGUGUCCGAGUGUAUCAUUAUGGGCAAGACGGUGUCGCUGGGAACGGGAGCCAUGGAGGUGGUACGCAAGAUGAACUUCUUCGAGGGACAGAUCGGGGCACGCAAGACGACGUUCGAAGAUACAUGGAGCGAGGUGUACGAGGCGCCAUUGGAGAGAGCCAAGGCAGCUCGUCGCAAGCGAUCAUGAUAUAUACAUAAAAAAUCACUCGAUAACGAGGACUUGUAAAAGGGACGGGUUAAAAGCAUACCAGGCGUUGUAUGUUGUGUACUUGUGUACUUUUAGCGAUAGCAGAAAACUGCAAUUUCAC